Messenger RNA from Amyelois transitella, 3322 nucleotides. RefSeq lists its product as uncharacterized. Gene Ontology annotation, cellular component: P-body; cytosol. Lineage: Eukaryota; Metazoa; Arthropoda; Insecta; Lepidoptera; Pyralidae. The transcript has 10 exons. Bases 145 to 1989 code for a protein of 614 amino acids. Gene Ontology annotation, biological process: neurogenesis. Gene Ontology annotation, molecular function: protein binding. The record is from RefSeq and is a predicted model, not a curated record.
AAACAUUCACGUCAAAUCAAAACAACAGCUGCGGUCUGCUGCUGCUUGUUCUUGUUUAAAUUACGUCGAGCCGUCGAUAAUAAAGCAAAAGCAUCCAACUAAACUUAUUUAGCAGAAUAUAGUGUUUUUAAUACAUUAAUCAGGAUGGCGGGUGCACCGAAUGACUGGCAAUUGGAAUGUGUGAAAAUGAAGCAAAGGGGUGCUUACCUCCUUCAGUCGGGACAGUGGUCAGACUGUACGUUUCUGGUGGGCACCGAGCCCAACCAGGUCCGCAUCGCAGGCCACAAGCUCAUACUGGCGAUGGCGUCGCCUGUCUUUGAAGCAAUGUUCUUUGGAGGCAUGGCUGAGAGGAAUGAUCCUAUACCUAUUUUGGAUGUCCAGCCUGAUGCUUUUAAGGCAUUGCUUCAAUACAUAUACACCGAGAACAUAAACAUCAGCUCGUUCGACAAGGCUUGCGAGCUCUGCUAUGGAGCCAAGAAGUACAUGCUGCCACAUCUAGUCAAGGAGUGCACACGUUACCUCUGGUCAGAUCUGUACCCGAAGAAUGCCUGUCGGGCGUACGAGUUUGCUAGGCUGUUUGAGGAAAAUGUACUUAUGGAGAAAUGUAUGCAGAUUAUCAGCACGAACACAAAGGAGGUCCUCACCGACAGUAGUUUUGAGGAAGUGGAGUUAAACACGGUGAUAGCGGUGUUCUCUCUAGACCAUUUGAAUGUGGACAGCGAAUUGGAUUUGUUCGAGGCAGCCGUCAGGUACGCCAAAGCGCAGAAUAGGAGGCACGGAGACAGGAGUGUUAGUCCUGUGGUAGAAAACGGGCCGCCAUCUGAGAAGAGAGCGAAGAGCCCUGCACCUUCAACUUCAACAGAAAAGGUAGUGAAUGUUGAAAGUAGCCCUGAGAACAGCCCCGAGGCGCCGGCGGAGCCCUGCAAGGCGGGGGAGACGCCCGUACCCGGACCUUCCGAUGACAAACCUAAUAAGACUGAUACAACAAAAGACAAGACAAUACGCGGCGCAAUAGAGAAGAUUCGUUUUCUGACUUUGACACCCCAACAAUUCGCCGAGGGUCCAGCUCGGUCUUCGCUCCUAACGGAGUCCGAGGCCUUCGCGGUCCUCAUGAACAUACUGUCCAGCUGUUCUGAUGUGCCGAUGCCCAGUGGCUUCUCAACGUGCCGAGUGCCGAGGAAACAGCUGAUUGGCAGUGCUGGAUCCUCAAGUAUGGCGACACUGACGGUGGACACGCCCAGCCCCGUGCUGCUGGAGCAGGUGUUCGGCGCGGAGGUGUCCCGCGCUGCGCACCCGCUGCCGCACGGCCGCCCCGCGCGACUAGACGCGCCGUACUCGGGCGUGCGCAUGCCCAACAGCGCCGUCGACCAGCCGCCCGUACCGCUCGGCCAACCGCUCGGCCAACAGCUCGGCCAACAGCUCGGCCAACCGCUCGGCCAACUGGUCGCCCAACACGUCGGCCCGGACGCGCCGUGCGGCCGCCACGCGCCCGACAGGAAGCUGUACUGCCAGCGGGGUCUGGUGCAGCACACAGAUUGUUUGAACACGAGUGUUUUGGAUUGCUCCGUGACCUUUAUGGUGGAUAAGAAUAUCUGUUUGCUCGGUGUGCAGGUGCCCACUCAGGCGCCGAGCGACGGCAGCGCGCUGUGCCUGGGCGGCGGCGCCCUGGGCGCGCCCGCCAACACCGGCUACUCCGAGCUGCUGUACGCGCACCUGCUGGACGCGGACGGCGCCCGCCUCACCUACACGCACUACACCAACCGCGUGCCCUACAGGCAUCUGCUGGACAUCAUGUUCAACCGGCCCGUUUAUAUACAGAGGAACAAGGUGUACAAAGUAGGUAUAGUAUUCAACAAAGUCGGCUGGUACCCGAUGGGUACAUGCGCGCACCAAGUGGAAAUAGAAUCGGUCUUCUUCAACUUCGGCAUCGGCCAGAGCAGCGAUUCGGUCCGUGACGGACUCAUUCGGUCCAUUAUUUUCACGUACUAGCAGACGGUUUUGGCGCCAAUCGUGCUAUCAUAGUUGUCUAUGACGCUUUUUAGAUAGCCACGUGUGUAGCCGGUCUUUAUGCGUGUUUGUUUUUCUAGUCUGGCAACAGUUAUGUUAACUGCCAGUGUUAUGAAAAAAACCCGAGACGAGGUUUUAAAACUACCUAUAAAUAUGAAUUUAGUAUGUACCUAUUUGAUUCUUACCUUCGUUUAAGAAUAUGAAACUUAUAAGAGUAAUGCAUUUUAUUGUUUUUAACAGAUUAUAAACUAGUCAAUCGUGUCAAGAGUGCGUUGUUUUUUAAGUACAGAAAGCCACAGAAAAAGUGUACCAAGUUACGAAACAUAACAUCUACCAUAUCAAGAUGAUUAUAAUUUCAAGUCACAUAAAUUUGGUUAAUAGUGCAAAUUAAUAAUAAUAGUAAACUUAAUUUAUUUAUAGGCUUUUAGAUGUGGAUCUAGAAUAGCCAAUCGUCAUUUUUGUUAUGAUAAAAUAAUACCAUUCAAAUAUUUACAAAUGACUGAUGACCGAAUUCUGACUGAUAAUAUAGGCAUUUUUCAAAACUUCUAUUUGCUUCUAGACCGUUGAGUGUUACAUGUUUAUUGAUAGUAACUUAAAUAUCUUUGACUGUUAAUCCAUUAAAUGCCAAAUACAUAUUUAAAUUUUGAAUUAUUUUUAUAGAAAUCGAAAGAAGAGUUAACUUGAUUGUUGAUUGUACUGUAUUUUUGCUUAGUGUUUUAACCAUUUUCCAACCUGGGUGAGGCUUGUUAACUAGGUCACGGAGGUCAGACUACUGGACGUAGUUGACUUUCACUGUUUGAUCGUGGUCAAAAAGGUAGAAAGCAUGUCGUUGAUAAUGAUGAUAAAUUAUACUUAUCUGCCCUUUUUUAAUAUAAUAUUUUACAUGUGUCGCAUUAUAAAACGUAGGAUAUUUAUCAAUAUGCAACCGAAUUAUAUUUUUUUUUAAAUACCUACUUACUAAUGCAAUUUUGAAAUGACAAUUGUGUUCAAUUUACAUUGGCUCACAUCAAUUUACAGUGGCUCACAUGUUUGCUAAAUGCUAUUUCACUUUUCUGAUUAAUUAUUCUAAUGAAUAAUUUAAGAUGCCUUAUUUAUUCAAGUGGAAUACGCGUUUUAUUCGGACAUCAAAAUGUCAGAUUCUGAAAAACUUAAAGAUGACCUAUUUUGAUAUACCUACAUGUGGCCCACUGUACUUGAGGGCUAAAAGAAAGUGAUAAUAUUGUAGCAUUGUUUGGCGUGAUUACUAAUGUUGUGAUCAUUAACCUUAUUAUAUAGAAUAUAAGUAAUUAACGCAGAAUUGUAUGAUAUAAUUAAA